AUGGCUAGAGUAGAAGCUCUGAUAGAGCGACUGGUUAGAAAAGCUGAUGAUCGAUCGGAUGAGGCACCAACCAAAUAUGGCAUCCACACGCCUGGUGAACCUCCAGGGUUUACAUCCCAACAAAAUGUGACGCCUAGAGAUGCUCGAUUAAGUGAAGUAAUGCCUGUGUCAUCGUCGGCACUGCGAGAGUUAGGUAUCUCGAUACCCGAUCGGACUAUCAGCCCUAGUAAUAAGAGGUACGCCGAGCUUUCGAAAGCUUUGCUCGCUGCUUUCCCUGCCAUGCACGACGCACGUAUCCUUCUAGAUGCUACCCAAAAUGCUACCCUAUGUUUGUAUCAAAUUUUGACGAAGUCGGAAAGAGAGUUGGAGGAAGAAGGGGUCGAUACAUGUUGGAGCUUUGAGGAACUGCCGAACCCCGACGUGCAUCCAGUCCUGAUAGCUAGGCAGAUGCUUAUUUUUGCCUCAUUAUUACAGCAGCUCGACUUUAAGCAAUUCAAGGACUGCGGUCUGUCGGAGGCACCUGACACCAUCAUGCAAAGACUUGCAGACACCGCAAUCCGUCUAGUUACCGCCAAUGAGGAGUUCACUGGCACAGCGGAGAGUUUGGAAUGCAUCGUCUUGGAGGGUAUGUUCCAUGGCAGUUGUGGCAACCUACGUAGAGCAUGGCUUGCAUUCCGAAGGGCGGUUACUGCCGGCCAGCUGAUGGGAAUCCAUCGCUCGGGUAGUCUUAUGUACACGAUUGACCCGACUAGUACAUUAAACCCGCAGGUAUUGUGGUUCCAGAUCGUAUGUAUGGACCGCGCCCUGUCAAUGUUGUUAGGACUUCCCCAAGGCACCAAUGACAGAAAGAUGGGUUGCGAUGCUGCAAUGGCGAGCGAUACACCGAUCGGCAGACUUGAACGUACCCAUGCCGUGAUUGCAUCGCACAUCUUAGAGAGCCGCGACGAUGGCGCUCUUGGUCUAGACUACAAGACUACGCGAGAAUUUGACGAAGAGCUGCUAAGGGUAGCGAACAAUGUACCGGGUAAAUUUUGGCUACCACCCACUUUCCUCGGAUUCGAGGCAGACAUUCGAUAUGAGUUCAUGGAGACCAUGCGGGUUGUCAAUCAACUUGCGCACUAUGAUCUCAUUUCCCAGCUUCACCUACCGUACAUGCUUAGCUUCGCCACUGUGGGUGAAGACCAGUAUCAAUACUCUAGAAUGGCAUGCGUCAAUGCCAGUCGCGAGAUUCUGACUCGCUUUCUUGCAUACUCUAACUUCAAGCUGUUAACGUAUUGUUGCCGACGGAUUGAUGUGUUUACACUUACUGCUUGUAUGACACUCUUGCUUUGCCAUCUGGUCAGCCAUCGACCAGUAGGGGAUAAUCCCUUGACCCAUCAACGACAUAGCGAUCGUGCUAUGACAGAACAAGCACUUGAGAAUAUUCGCCAGCUAAGACGGGUAGACGAAGCUGCUAUCGUCAAGAACGGUUUGAAUAUACUUCGCUGUCUCCUUAGAGUUGAAGCGGAAGCAGCAGAGGGUCGGAACUUCAGAGCCCAGUUGGUGCAGAGACAUACAAGGUUGAAGGAAGACCCCAACACCCUGCUAAUGAGUAUACCAUCUAUCGGGGUUAUUAUGGUCACCCGCAGUGAUAAGGCUUCCCAAAACACUAAUUUUCAAUUUGAUCAGCGUGAGUUAGCAAGGAAUGAACAGAUCAGCAAUGCAGGCUCUGCGGAAUUAUUUAAUCGUAUUCUCAGCGAGCAAGAACCAUCAGCAGUUCUUCAGACGUCAGGAAUUGGACAGUUUCACGGCAUAGUGGAUAAUAUAACAACUCCGUAUAUGCAUCCCAGUGCAACAGCAAGCAUUGAGGAUUGGGCUUUCCAGGGGGUGGACAUGUCAUUUCUUGACAGCAUAAUACACACAUCAGAUAGCUCCCAGGAGUGGCUGGCCACUGGAUUAUGA
Molecule: messenger RNA, 1941 nt
Organism: Aspergillus alliaceus
Lineage: Eukaryota; Fungi; Ascomycota; Eurotiomycetes; Eurotiales; Aspergillaceae
Product: fungal specific transcription factor domain-containing protein
Exons: 1
Coding region: 1-1941 (646 amino acids)
Biological process (GO): DNA-templated transcription
Molecular function (GO): zinc ion binding; DNA binding
Source: RefSeq, a predicted model, not a curated record